AUGGAUCGAAAUAUUUAUGAAGCUUGUAGCGAUCUGAUAAAAAGAUUUAAUAACCAACCAGUUAGCGCAGAUGAAGUAUUAGCUGAGAAAAUUGACCACCUAGUACCUAUUCCAUUUAAAAGUAGAGAAGAAUUAGAACUCAUUGCGAUGAAAGACCAAAAUGAAGGAUUAUAUCAAGAUGAUUUAAUGCCAAACCUGGAUUUAAGAGUGCUUCACUAUUAUGCCACACAAUUAUGUUUAAGAAAAUAUCCACAUCUAAUAAAUAGAUUCGAGGAAUCAAGUCUGAUAACAUUAGGUUUACUGAUAGAAAAAUGGUUAAAGGAUAUGCUAGUUGUAGAAGUUGAAAAUGGUGAUGAAGAAAUAAUCUCAAAUUCAUUAAGCGAAGGACCUUCUCAGUUUAUUUCAAAGGUAAUAAACUAUGAAGAUGCACCUGCUGAUAUAUGA
Messenger RNA from Vanderwaltozyma polyspora DSM 70294, 444 nucleotides. It is a transcript of the gene RRN10, whose product is annotated as Rrn10p. Gene Ontology annotation, cellular component: RNA polymerase I upstream activating factor complex. Bases 1 to 444 code for a protein of 147 amino acids. The transcript has a single exon. NCBI's taxonomy places the organism in Eukaryota, Fungi, Ascomycota, Saccharomycetes, Saccharomycetales, Saccharomycetaceae. Gene Ontology annotation, biological process: nucleolar large rRNA transcription by RNA polymerase I. Gene Ontology annotation, molecular function: RNA polymerase I cis-regulatory region sequence-specific DNA binding. The record is from RefSeq and is a predicted model, not a curated record.